Neltuma alba is the source of this 2182-nucleotide messenger RNA. RefSeq names its product pyrophosphate--fructose 6-phosphate 1-phosphotransferase subunit alpha. Gene Ontology annotation, biological process: glycolytic process; photosynthesis; response to glucose. The record is from RefSeq and is a predicted model, not a curated record. The transcript has 19 exons. Gene Ontology annotation, cellular component: cytosol. The coding region runs from base 82 to 1929 and encodes 615 amino acids. Gene Ontology annotation, molecular function: 6-phosphofructokinase activity; diphosphate-fructose-6-phosphate 1-phosphotransferase activity; ATP binding. NCBI's taxonomy places the organism in Eukaryota, Viridiplantae, Streptophyta, Magnoliopsida, Fabales, Fabaceae.
AAGCCGAAGGUCAAGCCAACUAACAGUAGCAGUAAAGAGUAGCUCAGACUCGGGAAGGUCAGUAUACCAGUUCGCUUCUUCAUGGAUUCCGAUUACGGUAUUCCCAGAGAACUCUCCGAUCUUCAGAAGCUCAGAUCUCUCUACCACCCACAGCUCCCUCCCUGCCUCCAGGGAACCACUGUCAGGGUUGAAUUUGGUGAUACAACUACAACUGCAGACCCAGUUGAUGCCCAUACUAUUAGCCGCUCAUUCCCGCACACUUAUGGGCAGCCCUUGGCACACUUUCUCAGGGCCACUGCAAAAGUCCCUGAUGCCCAGAUUAUAACCGAGCAUCCAGCUAUUAGAGUGGGAAUAGUUUUUUGCGGGAGACAAUCUCCUGGAGGGCACAACGUUAUUUGGGGUCUUUAUUAUGCUCUCAAAAUUCACAAUCCCAACAAUGUCUUGAUUGGAUUUCUUGGUGGUUCAGAUGGUCUAUUUGCCCAGAAAACUCUUGAGAUAACUGAUGAGAUUCUUUCAACGUGCAAAAACCAAGGUGGUUAUGAUUUGUUGGGACGAACAAAAGAUCAAAUUAGAACGAAAGAACAAGUUAAUGCUGCACUUGCUACAUGCAAUAAUUUGAAACUUGACGGACUUGUCAUAAUUGGGGGGGUGACAUCAAAUACAGAUGCUGCUCAGCUUGCAGAAACAUUUGCUGAAGCAAAAUGCCCAACAAAGGUGGUUGGCGCUCCCGUAACUUUGAAUGGAGAUCUUAAAAACCAGUUCCUGGAAACUACAGUCGGUUUUGAUACGAUAUGCAAGGUGAAUUCUCAGCUCAUCAGCAAUGUCUGCACUGAUGCGCUCUCUGCCGAGAAGUAUUACUAUUUCAUCCGUCUCAUGGGCCGCAAGGCAUCGCAUGUUGCUCUGGAGUGCACCCUGCAGUCCCAUCCAAAUAUGGUAAUUCUUGGUGAAGAGGUUGCCGCUUCAAAACUUACCCUUUUUGAUAUUACAAAACAAAUUACUGAUGCAGUUCAGGCCAGAGCAGAGCAUGACAAGUAUCAUGGAGUCAUCCUACUGCCAGAAGGGCUAAUAGAGAGCAUUCCUGAAGUGUAUGCACUCCUAAAGGAAAUUCAUAGUCUACUCAGACAAGGUGUAGCUGUUGACAACAUAUCUUCUCAGCUUUCACCAUGGGCAUCUGCUUUGUUUGAAUUUAUGCCCCCCUUUAUUAGGAAACAGCUGCUCCUAUAUCCAGAAUCAGAUGACUCUGCACAGUUGUCCCAGAUUGAGACUGAAAAACUACUGGCAUAUCUUGUGGAGGGAGAGAUAAACAAGCGUGCGAAAGAAGGCACAUAUAAGGGAAAAAAGUUCAAUGCCAUCUGCCACUUUUUUGGUUACCAAGCCCGAGGUUCUCUGCCAUCAAAAUUUGAUUGUGACUAUGCAUAUGUUCUUGGGCACAUCUGCUACCAUAUACUUGCAGCUGGUCUAAAUGGCUACAUGGCAACUGUUACCAACCUGAAGAAUCCUGUAAACAAGUGGCGCUGUGGGGCUGCUCCAAUCACAGCUAUGAUGACGGUGAAGCGUUGGUCGCCAAAUCCUGGAGCUGUAUCAAUUGGAAAACCUGCUAUUCAUCCAGCCAAUGUUGACUUGAGAGGCAAAGCAUACGAGCUGUUGCUGCAGAACGCAUCAAGAUUUCUUAUGGAUGAUAUUUAUAGAAAUCCAGGUCCACUUCAGUUUGAUGGUCCUGGUGCAGAUGCCAAGGUUAUCACGCUGUGCGUUGAAGAUAUGGACUAUAUGGGCCGCAUUAAGAAACUUCAGGAGUACCUUGACAAGGUUCGUACUAUUGUAAAGCCUGGAUGCCCUCAGGAUGUUUUGAAAGCAGCUCUCAGUGUGAUGUCUUCUGUUACAGAAGUUCUAACCACUAUGUCUCAAUCUUCUGUAAACAACAUGGCAUGACCCUUCAUGAGUAGUAUAUGCACGAUGUAUUUUCUUUGAAAAUUUUCCAGCAUAAUUGCCUUAGCUCUUUUAUUUUAUUAUGUUUUUAUAGUAGGCCUAGAGGUUGGUGGUAAUAAAGAUUUAGAUCUGAUACAUUGGGUGUAUUUCAAUGUCAAAGUUUUGAAUUCUUUCCGUAAUUGUAAGCGGGAUCCUAGACCUAAGAGUUCCGUGUGGCAUUUUUUGGAAAUUUGGUUUAGCUUGGUGACUCUGAUUA